UUUUCAAACCAAUACGUUUCGGUUUCGGUUUCGGUGAUUUCAAGCCGCGACGAGAUCUGCUGGUUAUAUUGGCAUAAUAAUUAAAAAGUGGAAUAUCCAUAGGAUAGACUGCCAACAUAUAAACACGACGAGGAUGCAGAAGCCACAUCAUGGUCUGUGCUGGAUGUUGCUUCUACUGGCAUCGCUGAUCGCUACUUUUAUGCUGGCCUUCAGCUACUGGAUGUUUGUGCCGCGCGAGGAGUCACUGUGGUCUAUGAUAUCGAACAACUACAGUGGCGGAUCUGGAAUAAAGUACUCCCUGCCGCCGGCAGCAGUACCUGAGGAACUUAAACUUCGGCAGAGGCCGCCAUUCGUCUACCAGAUAUUACAUUGAGAGUAGAAGU
Drosophila mauritiana is the source of this 383-nucleotide messenger RNA. RefSeq lists its product as uncharacterized. NCBI's taxonomy places the organism in Eukaryota, Metazoa, Arthropoda, Insecta, Diptera, Drosophilidae. The transcript is spliced from 2 exons. The record is from RefSeq and is a predicted model, not a curated record. The coding region runs from base 134 to 373 and encodes 79 amino acids.